Molecule: messenger RNA, 516 nt
Organism: Acaulospora morrowiae
Lineage: Eukaryota; Fungi; Glomeromycota; Glomeromycetes; Diversisporales; Acaulosporaceae
Source: the annotation of a GenBank genome assembly
GAUUUCUCAAAACUACAUAGUUACCCUCCGCCCAUGACGAUUGAAGAGAUGAAUUCCAAUGAAAAAACAGAAAAACCAUUUGUUUCAUAUGCUAGCUAUUUGUUGCCUGAAGAAGACGAACAAUGGGAAGAUGAUAUUUCGAAGAAUCCUACUGGAUCGUUAACAAAAAUAAUGGCACCCUUUGCAAAAAGGUCGUUCUCAACUCCACAAUCCACAUCUCCUCUAAGCAAUCUGAUUAAGUCUGCUGAAAGUAAAACAAGUCAAAACCCUAUUUUCAAGGUAGAAAUAGAAUGCUCCCCGAAUACACCUAUAGAAACGGUUAUUGAUGACAUCGGGCGUUCGUUAAAUAGUGCGGCUUACCUACUUGAUAUAGAAAGGAUCAAACAGGGAGAUUUUGUGUUGCACGAGGAUACAUUGGAAUGGGAGGAUUGUACUGAUUUCGAUAAUAUUUACGAUUCCAUGAAUGAUUGGAUCAGGAAGGCUAGAAAACGAGAACUGGAGCGACAAUUGAGAUGA